GGUCCCAUUUCCGCUCCAACAAGAUGAAAGAAACUAUCGUGAACCAGGAGAAACUCGCCAAACUGCAAGCACAAGUGCGCGUUUGUGGGAAAGGAACUGCUCGCCAAAAGAUGAAGGUGGUUCAUAGUACAGCUACAGCAGAUGAUAAAAAACUUCAGUUCUCCUUAAAGAAGUUAGGGGUAAACAAUAUCUCUGGUAUUGAAGAAGUGGCUAUGUUCACAAACCAAGGAACAGUGAUCCACUUUAACAACCCCAAAGUUCAGGCAUCGCUGGCAGCGAACACUUUCACCAUUACAGGCCAUGCUGAGACAAAGCAGCUGACAGAAAUGCUACCCAGUAUCUUAAACCAACUUGGUGCAGACAGUCUGACUAGUUUAAGAAGACUGGCUGAAGCUCUGCCCAAACAAUCUGUGGAUGGAAAAGCACCACUUGCUACCGGAGAGGAUGAUGAUGAUGAAGUUCCAGAUCUUGUUGAGAAUUUUGAUGAAGCUUCCAAGAAUGAAGCAAACUGAAUUGAGUCAAUUUCUGAAGAAGAUAAAACUUAAAGAAGUUACUGGGAGCUGCUAUUUUAUAUUAUGACUGCUUUUUAAAAUUUUGUUCAUGGAUCUGAUAAAAUCUAGAUCUCUAAUAUUUUUAAGCCCAAGCCCCUUGGACACUGCAGCUCUUUUCAGUUUUUGCUUAUACACAAUUCAUUCUUUGCAGCUUAUUAAGCUGAAGAAGCCUGGGAAUAAAGUUUGAAAUAAGAUUAAUAAAGUUCUUUGCCUAGGGAAAAAAAAAA
Mustela lutreola (European mink) is the source of this 778-nucleotide messenger RNA. Its product is annotated as transcription factor BTF3-like. The transcript has a single exon. Lineage: Eukaryota; Metazoa; Chordata; Mammalia; Carnivora; Mustelidae. Gene Ontology annotation, cellular component: cytosol; nascent polypeptide-associated complex. The record is from RefSeq and is a predicted model, not a curated record. Bases 24 to 512 code for a protein of 162 amino acids.